Messenger RNA from Ochotona curzoniae (black-lipped pika), 1793 nucleotides. It is a transcript of the gene PSMD12, whose product is annotated as proteasome 26S subunit, non-ATPase 12. The transcript has 11 exons. The coding region runs from base 80 to 1450 and encodes 456 amino acids. Gene Ontology annotation, cellular component: proteasome regulatory particle, lid subcomplex; cytoplasm; nuclear proteasome complex. NCBI's taxonomy places the organism in Eukaryota, Metazoa, Chordata, Mammalia, Lagomorpha, Ochotonidae. The record is from RefSeq and is a predicted model, not a curated record.
GCUUCCGGUGCGGGUACCGAGUGGCGGCUGAAGCCGAAGCCGAAACCGGGGAACGGGCAGGGACGCGGAGACGGGCACCAUGGCAGACGGCGGGUCGGAGCGCGCUGACGGUCGCAUCGUGAAGAUGGAGGUGGACUACAGCGCCACGGUGGACCAGCGCCUGCCGGAGUGCGAGCAGCUGGCCAAGGAAGGAAGACUCCAAGAAGUCAUUGAAACUCUUCUCUCCUUGGAAAAACAGACUCGUACGGCUUCUGACAUGGUGUCUACGUCCCGUAUCUUAGUUGCGGUGGUGAAGAUGUGCUAUGAAGCUAAAGAAUGGGAUUUGCUUAAUGAAAACAUUAUGCUUUUGUCCAAAAGGCGGAGUCAGUUAAAACAAGCUGUUGCAAAAAUGGUUCAGCAGUGCUGUGCUUAUGUUGAGGAAAUCACAGACCUUCCAAUCAAACUUCGAUUGAUUGAUACUCUCCGAAUGGUCACAGAGGGAAAGAUUUAUGUUGAAAUUGAACGUGCUCGGUUGACUAAAACUUUGGCAACCAUUAAAGAGCAGAAUGGUGACGUCAAGGAGGCAGCCUCCAUCCUGCAGGAGCUACAGGUGGAAACGUAUGGGUCAAUGGAGAAGAAAGAACGAGUGGAAUUCAUUCUGGAGCAAAUGCGGCUCUGCCUCGCAGUGAAGGAUUACAUUCGAACACAAAUCAUCAGUAAGAAAAUUAAUACCAAAUUUUUCCAGGAAGAAAAUACAGAGAAAUUAAAAUUGAAAUACUAUAACUUAAUGAUUCAGCUGGAUCAACAUGAGGGAUCCUACCUGUCUAUUUGUAAGCACUACAGAGCCAUCUAUGACACUCCCUGUAUACAGGCAGAAAGUGAAAAGUGGCAGCAGGCUCUGAAAAGUGUUGUUCUGUAUGUGAUUCUGGCCCCGUUUGACAAUGAACAGUCAGAUUUGGUUCACCGAAUAAGUGGUGAUAAGAAGCUAGAAGAAAUUCCCAAAUACAAGGACCUCCUCAAGCUGUUCACAACGAUGGAGCUGAUGCGCUGGUCCACGCUGGUGGAGGACUACGGCGUGGAGCUGAGGAAAGGCUCGCCCGAGAGCCCUGCCACCGACGUCUUUGCCUCCACCGAGGAAGGAGAGAAGAGGUGGAACGACCUGAAGAACAGAGUGGUUGAGCAUAAUAUUCGAAUAAUGGCCAAGUACUAUACCCGGAUAACAAUGAAAAGAAUGGCACAGCUUCUGGAUUUAUCUGUUGAUGAAUCAGAAGCCUUCCUCUCAAAUCUGGUAGUCAACAAGACCAUCUUUGCCAAAGUAGACCGAUUGGCCGGAAUUAUCAACUUCCAGAGACCCAAGGAUCCCAAUAAUUUAUUAAAUGACUGGUCUCAGAAACUGAACUCACUGAUGUCUCUGGUUAACAAGACUACACACCUGAUAGCCAAAGAGGAAAUGAUACAUAACCUGCAGUGAGGGCCUGCCUGCUCUGAGUCACAGGUGGAAGUCAUUAAAGCAAAGACUGUUAUCCUGGUGUAUAUGUUGUUUCUUUCUGUUCUCAGCUCCUUUGUCUGAAAUUUUAAAAUAGUGAACACGUUUGAGGCGAGCUCACCCUUGGAGCUCCCUGGCUGUGUUGUUAACCUUGGAGUUUGCAAUUGGUGCAAAAUUAGGAUACAUUGCUGUUGACUGGAUACACAAAACUGUGUUAUAACUUACCCAAAUAUGUUUUUAUAUCAUUUGAAGACUUUUUAGCUAUUAUUUGUUUUCAUUCAACUAGCAGUCAUAUAGAGUAAUAAUAAACACAGUAUAUGUACAUUCA